Messenger RNA from Malaclemys terrapin pileata, 767 nucleotides. It is a transcript of the gene BGLAP, whose product is annotated as bone gamma-carboxyglutamate protein. Gene Ontology annotation, cellular component: extracellular region. The coding region runs from base 16 to 456 and encodes 146 amino acids. Gene Ontology annotation, molecular function: calcium ion binding; structural constituent of bone; hydroxyapatite binding. Gene Ontology annotation, biological process: regulation of bone mineralization; bone development; response to vitamin K. Lineage: Eukaryota; Metazoa; Chordata; Testudines; Emydidae. The record is from RefSeq and is a predicted model, not a curated record. The transcript has 4 exons.
AGCCGGAGGGGCGGGAUGAGCGGGGAUGUGGUCCUUUACCCAGACAGACCAGGGCUAGCAGCAGGGUAUAAAUGGUGGCCUGUGAGCCACGGGCUACAACAGGCAUCAGCGGAGCAUCCUACAAGAGCUAGACAAGAGAAACCAGCUGCCACCAUGAAGACCCUCACCCUGGUGACUUUGCUGGCUCUGGCGACCCUGUGCCUGUGCCGUGGAGGCUCGGAUCAUUCCAACAGCGCUAAUGACUCGCCCAGCUCUGAAGCAUUCGUCUCCAAACAGGACAGCGCCGAGGUGGUGAGGAGACACAAACGGAACUACGUCUACAGCAGGUUCUACGAUCUCAUCCACGACCCUCUCGAGGGCAAGCGGGAGAUCUGUGAGCUCAACCCCGACUGCGACGAGUUGGCUGACCACAUUGGCUUCCAGGAGGCUUACAGAAGAUACUAUGGGCCGAUUUAGAGCUUCCUGGCCCAGAGAUCCCCCCACGUCAAUCACAGCGCCGGGGAGAGAGAAAGAGGAAUUGUUGCCCAAGAAGCACAGCAGGGAGCAGAGAGAUCUUCUGCCCCAGGCUGAUUUUUGUAACCGUGUGUUAAACGUACAAGCUUUUAUGUUCCCUCAGCUGCCAGGCCAGCCCUGCUCCUUGUACUGAGCCCGGAGCGCUUGCGCUUGUAUCUAUAAUGCCGUACUGGCUGUUUCCAGCACGUCGCGCUGUUUUUAUGCUAUGGAAUGUUUCUUUAAUGAGGUCUGAGAAAAUAAACGUGAGGAGCGGU